This is a messenger RNA of Arvicola amphibius (Eurasian water vole), 1526 nucleotides long. It is a transcript of the gene Sirt3, whose product is annotated as sirtuin 3. Gene Ontology annotation, molecular function: NAD+ binding; histone deacetylase activity, NAD-dependent. The transcript is spliced from 7 exons. Bases 67 to 1131 code for a protein of 354 amino acids. Lineage: Eukaryota; Metazoa; Chordata; Mammalia; Rodentia; Cricetidae. The record is from RefSeq and is a predicted model, not a curated record.
GCCUAAAGCCUUCGGACGUAGGUCACCUCAAACAGGGAUCUCGGAGUCUGGCGAGGACUAGAUGUGAUGAAAUUCCUGACCACGGUCAGCGCUCAGAGAGCGCUAGUUAUCACUCUCCCGGUCAAGAGGGUCGAGAGCAGGGUUAACCGAGGAAGCCUCCGAGUUUGGCUUCCCAGAGUCCCAUUGCGCGGAAGCUGCCCGCACCGGACCAGUGUCACAGGUGGGAGAAGGCCCAUAGCCCUCUCUGUGGGAGCCUGCAGCAGCUUCGGAUGUGGGGGCAGCGGUGAGAAGGCCAAGCUCUCUCUGCAGGAUGUGGCUGAGCUGCUUCGGACCAGAGCCUGCAGGAGGGUCGUGGUCAUGGUGGGAGCUGGCAUCAGCACACCCAGUGGCAUCCCAGACUUCAGAUCCCCAGGGAGUGGCCUGUACAGCAACCUGCAGCAGUAUAACAUCCCAUACCCAGAGGCCAUUUUUGAACUUGACUUUUUCUUUCACAAUCCCAAGCCGUUUUUCACACUGGCCAAGGAGCUGUACCCUGGGCACUAUAAGCCUAAUGUCACCCACUACUUCCUUCGACUGCUCCACGACAAGGAGCUGCUGCUGCGGCUCUACACACAGAACAUUGAUGGGCUUGAGAGAGUGUCUGGUAUCCCUCCAUCAAAGCUGGUUGAAGCUCAUGGGACCUUUGCGUCAGCUACGUGCACAGUCUGUCGAAGGUCCUUCCCAGGGGAGGACUUCUGGGCCGAUGUGAUGGCAGACAGGGUGCCCCACUGCUCUGUCUGUACUGGCGUUGUGAAACCUGACAUUGUGUUCUUUGGGGAGCCGCUGCCUGCAAGGUUCUUACUACAUGUGGCCGAUUUCCCCAUGGCAGAUCUGCUACUCAUUCUUGGGACCUCCCUGGAGGUAGAGCCUUUUGCUAGCUUGUCUGAAGCAGUACAGAAGUCAGUGCCCCGACUGCUCAUCAACCGAGACUUGGUGGGUCCCUUUGCUUGGAGUCCUCGCAGCAAGGAUGUGGCCCAGCUGGGCGACGUGGUUGAGAGUGUGGAAAGGCUGGUGGGCCUCCUGGGCUGGACACAAGAGCUGCAGGACCUCAUCCAGCGGGAGACUGGAAAGCUGGAUGGACAGGACAGAUAAAACUAUUGUCACCUGCGGGAAAGUCACACAGGAGGUCCUCUCCAGGGAGACAUGCCUGAAAACAGCUCGGACACAUUUACAAAUCUGGGCCAAACCACGUGUGACCUGGGUAACGGUCUUCUGAAGCUGCUUCGGAAAGACUGCCCAGGAUGUUUACCCUGGGGCCAUGCCAUCACACUGCAGAGGAGCUCCGUGUGUCCCACCACUGCUGAAGCCUGCAAUGUAGAGUGCACCUUUCUGGCAGUGGGCAGCAUGGCAUGUCCAUCCAUUGCCAGACCAGGGAUAGACAUACUAGGGUAAUCUAGCAUGCCCUUCUCUACAGAGGCAUCUUUAACAAACAAGCAAAAAAAAAAAAAAAAAAUUAUUUCUCGCAUGAAAUAAAUUUUAGUAUAAAA